This is a messenger RNA of Ascochyta rabiei, 657 nucleotides long. RefSeq lists its product as uncharacterized. The transcript has 2 exons. NCBI's taxonomy places the organism in Eukaryota, Fungi, Ascomycota, Dothideomycetes, Pleosporales, Didymellaceae. The coding region runs from base 1 to 657 and encodes 218 amino acids. The record is from RefSeq and is a predicted model, not a curated record.
AUGAAGUACGCUUUCGCUUUCGCUUUCGCUGGUCUGGUCGCUGGUGCUCUCGCUGGAGAGUGCUAUGCUCCUGCUCCCCCCGCAUAUUCUGCUACUGCUUCUGCUCCUACCCCUCCCGCAUACUCUGCUCCUCCUGCACCCAGUGCUACCCCAGCGCCCGGUCCCGGCUACUUCGCCGUCAUCUCCUCGCGCAGCGCGUCUCCCGUCCACCUCCUGUCUCUGACUGCUCGCGGUGGAAAAUUCUACCUCGGCGCCGGCCCUCCCUCCAGCUACUGCCCUGAGAACAUCGGCUCCGGCUGCCCUCCCGGCAACGACACCAUCUUCGCCGGCGGCGAUGGCACCCUCUCCCUUGGUGUUGUGGUCCCUGGCGGCCAGCAGGUCUACGUUGCCAAGGACGGCGCUCUGAGCUACACUGUUCCUCACUCCGCCUACAUCCCCGAAGGCUCUGUGAUCGACCAGUUCAGCAAGACUGCGCCCGGCAGUAACAACUUGGGCACGCUCAACUUUGAAACAGGCUUCGUUGCUUGCCCCGUUGGCGGUACCGGCAGCGGAUACCAGGUCUACGGCCAGGUUGACGGAUUCGAGGCCAGCUCUGAGUGCCUUGGCUUCAGCGCUCUUACCUCUGCGUCUGAGCAGCCCGGGGCGUGGCAGUACUAG